AUGAUCUUGUCCAUCCUCUUGCUCGUAUUCUUCACAGUACUAAUAGGAGCUGUCAAUGCCUCCAAGUUGUAUCAGAGGCCCGAAACGGACAAUGUCACAACAUGGCUGGAUGCAAGGCACUUUUGCGAGGCAAGGCAAAGUAAGCUCGUUGGGAGGCAGGAACUUUGCGACUACUUUACUACCAAACCUUUGACCGAAAGUGGGGACCACUGGGCCCCUACCAUUGCCACAAACGAGACGGAUAGUGCUACUAGUAGUAGCUAUGAGCAGCAGUGGGUUCAAAUUGGUUCUGGCACACCAGAGUUUUGCCAAAUCUAUGAUCCACAACGGGAAUGCCACGAAGAAACGGAGGCGCCCACCCACAGCCCCACAGUCGCUCCCACCAUUGGACCCAAGGAAAUUUACACUUGUGGGGAGCAACCAGGUUCUACCACUACUGUCCUGCACAACGGCACCAACCCUGUCGCACUUUCCACAGAUAUUCAGCAACAUUCCGUAUGUGUCCUCCUUCGCACGUCCGAUGGAGCCGCCUUGGGGCGGCUCUAUGAUGCGGGUGCGGGAAAGAAGACAUGGCAGCGAUCGGCCAUGUCCAAUCAAGAUACUACAGUCCCCAAGCCAGCCUUCACCUGUGACGGUGACGACGAAUGUCAAGUUGUCAUUCCAAAUGACGGAAACGACUAUCAGCUCGUCACAUACAAAGCACCAUCCGUUCUCAACCCGAAACAAGAGGCUUCACGAUUCUUGGCGCAGACAACGUUUGGGCCCAAACUGGAAGAAAUCGAGGCUUUGGCGGCACCCUCGAGUCAAGCCUCUCGAUUCCUCUAUGCCACCACCGCCAAGUACAAGGAAUGGAUACAGAACCAAAUGGACGAAACGAAAACUCCACCCACGCUGCAUCGCGAGUAUUUUCGUCGUCGGGCCAACCAGAGAAUGUACACCGCAAAUGAAGUCACAACGCCCCGACAUGCAUGUGAGACACUGUCGCGAUGGCAUCGAUUUGCCUUUACCCAAGAAGAUCCAGGGACGGUCUUCACCAUUCAUGGUCAUCUUAUCGUGUCCAACAACAAGCAAAGCCAAAAGGUCACCGAAGUGGACGCACUGUGGUUGGAAGAACUGGAUCCUGCUAUGUAUACAAAGAAAGAAUUUGUGAUUUGCACCGUCGUCGAAGAAGUCCAUGGAGCCAUGGAGAUUGACCAAGUCAACGGGGACUGUCAAAAUGCACAUAUCGUCACCAAUCCUCCCAUUCAAUUCGAGCCAUCGUCCAUCCAGCAGCAAGAAGUCCUAGUCGACAAGGUGAAACUGCUUCCCCUGGAACCCCCCAUUCAAGAUGUGCGGUUGUCACAGAUCCUGGCGACUGCCACUUGUUCCGAGCCCGAUGUUGACAACGAUAGCCCACUUUUCCUGCAAGACCCGGAUACCGGAGAUUACUACCGACAUGAUGGCAGGAUGAAGCUUUUGGAGAACACGCUGGAAUCAGUGGCGGCCGCUGAUGCCAUGAGGGGUGCCUUGGGUGACCCUAACUUGUGCCCCAAUGUGGACGCCACGUUCGUCAAUCGAGAUUCUUGCUACGUCACGGCGGAGCCAGUGUGUGGAUCUACCACCCCACUGUCGCUCGUCUGCGGUUCUCCUGGCGAGGUUGCCAAUGAACCAUCCAUUGGAUCUCGUUUUCCCUUUGGUUGGCCCAAAAACCUUUCGGAACAGGGCAAGACAACAGAAGAAGGACUCUCAAUGGCCCACCAAGCAUCCAAGUCAACUUGGGCUAUGGUCUCCCUUCAUGGCAAAGACCAGCUCCGGCAGCGAAUCGCCUUUGCGUUGUAUGGCAUUCUUGUCGUCGGCGGACCAGCAUACGCGUUUCACGAAUCUCGGAAUGUUUAUUAUGAUAUCUUUGUGCGCCAUGCUUUUGGGAACUAUCGCGACGUCCUCAAGGAGGUCAGUUUCCAUUCAUUGAUGGGAGAUUACUUGACCUUUCGAGGAUCUAGGUCUCUUCCUUCCAGCGGUACCCUCCCUGACGAGAACUAUGCCCGUGAGCUCCUGCAGUUGUUCACGAUCGGCCUGAACCACUUGGAGAUGAAUGGAGACGUUGUUUUCGACCCUACCAGUGGCGACCCGGUCCCCACUUAUGAUAUUAAAGACAUUAUGUCCAUUGCAAGAGUCUGGACGGGUUUCCAGGAACGAGCCUAUCGUGGUAACAUCGAAGUAUUCGACACGGGGCACAGAUACCGAAAUAGGAUGGAUCCAAUGCUGAUCGAGCUUCGUUGGCACGACAUCAAACCCAAAUCUGACCUAUUGGGUGGUUACAUUGGCGACCGAUAUCCUCUGUGCACUGACCUCCCAGAACGAGAUUUUCUACGAAAAGGUUCUACGUUUGACUUCGUUUCUUCCUCAGAUGAUGCAGAUUUGGUCUUGGAUUCUGGCGGCCUUUUCAAUGAGCUGUGUAACCCUGCCCAGAACGGUGGUCCCUGCCGAUUUGCUCCAAGAGUGGUGCUUGAUAACAACCUGAGUUGUCAUGGACCCGAAUGCAACCUUGCAUCGGUGACUGUUGUCAGAGUGGGAGAUGCAGUCUACAAGCAUGUCCCAAGGAGGUGUGUUUCCCUCCAGUUCUUCAACGGUGGUCGAAAGGCUGUUCGUAUGUACAAAGAUUACUGGUGGUGGAGAGAGGCAUGUCUUGAUCCACGAGAACCUACCACUGCAGGAGAAGUUUGCUGUGACAAGUCAGAACGGACCACCAAAUAUGUUUGCCCAACUAACAACCACGAGCAUUUAGCAUUUGCUUCCAACGAGGGGCGAUGUCGUGACAAAGGCAUGGAAACAUGCGACACGUUCAAUAAAAGACAUGCUUGUGACUCAGGCUGCUGUCCCGAAGCGAUUCGAUAUGCUUGGUCAGGUGCAGAGUGCUCGCUUAAAGUGAAAGUGGAUCACGAAGGACACGUUGCUACUCUACAUGAAGUUGACUAUCCCCUUGACAGCAUGGCAGAGAAUAAACCAACUACCUGGUAUGAUGUUGAUUGGGAAGACGAAAAUGACAUUCCCAACGUCAAGUCCAAUGGCUGCGGAAGUUGUCAAGCAACUGGAAAUAUCUGUGUUUGUGAUCUCUACGUAGUUGAAGAAGCAGCAUUCAAGACGAUGCCAAGUAGGCACGAUGUCCUAUCUCGGCUAAAAAUCGGCAGCCUGUCCCCGGAUGUGUUCGAUGCUGAAACACACUCUAAGGAUCAAUCUUCCGCCGACGGAUUGAUUGUGCACCGACAACGUGAUAGUGUCGAGUUGUUCAAUGUUGACACAAUAUUCCAGGUGGAAAACGAGGUCGGUGAUGUGAUCUACCUCAAGAAUAUCAUUUCUACUGAUGAUCCCCAAAAUCCCUCAGAGGAGCACAGGGCUCAUUUUGAAGUCGACGCUCUGCUUGAUCAUCUCAUGGUCCAUCCUAACAUCGCCCCGUUUGUAGCCUACCGGAUGAUCCAGCGAUUGGUUACGUCGAACCCUUCGCCGAGGUACAUUGAAGCUGUGGCAACGGCUUUUCGAAGUGGAACCUACGAUGGAAUAGGAUCUGGCAAGAAUGGCGACUUGGCGGCGACGGUAGCUGCAGUGCUUCUUCACCAAGACGCAAGGACAGUAGCUCUUGAUGCUGAUCCGAGUCAAGGACAGCUCCGGGAACCAUUGCUCAAGCUCAUGUAUGCCCUGCGCUCUCUGCAAGUUACACCGAAUGAACCCGAACAGCAGCUUUUGCUUCGCAAUCAGCUGAAUUCAAGGAUUGGGCAGAUGGCACACGAAGCUGAAUCUAUUUUCUCUUGGUUUCGUCCAGGAUACUCCUCCUUGGGCACCCGAGCAAACAAUAUGGGGCUUGUCACACCCGAGGCAGAAAUUCUGACCACACCGCAGAUUGUCGCCUUUGCCAAUUCCAUGUCUUCCCUAGCAAGGCAUGGCGUUUCGGCUCGCGAUUAUGGCCCUGGUGACUAUUGGUAUGGUCGAGAUUUUCUGGCUUUUGAAUCCUCUUCGCCACCAAACGCCCGGUCAUUUUCAUUGCCAGAGGGUUUGGACCUUACCAUUGCUGAAGGUCACAUGAAAGGAGACGCCUACGCGCUUAAAGAAGGAGUGGAGCUCAUUCUGGAACGUGGAGAGGGAGACAAAUGCACUCAACAAUACCGGGAUGGGGAGCCGUGGACCAUUUGGUGCAAGCUCGAACAAACUCUCGUUGACAAGACAGGAUCAUACGGUGUUGCACUUAAGCUGAGUGGAAGUGGUGGAAGCGUCGCAGCAAAGAACGUGGUUCGUUGGGGCUGGAAUGGGAACAUUCUAAUCUUCCACCCCAGCGGCAGCCUGGCGGAAGUCAAUGCUGCCUUUCGGCCUGGAGACACGCUUUCAGUUGUUUAUCCCACCACCGAAGAAAAAUGCAUACAACAGUACGACAAGGAUAGCAAGCCUUCCAGAGUGCGGUGCACCCUAGCACCAACAAAAGAUCUUGGACAUGAACCACAAGGCAAAAUGACUUUCGACCUGACUGGACGAGGCGGAACCUUUUCUGCUAGAAUCAUCCACUGGGCUUGGAAUGGCAUCCAUCUAUACUUUGAUCAAGAUGUGUCCAUUGACGAGGUCAAUGCUGCACUGCCUCCUGGCAGCCCAAUUUCUCUCUCUGUCAAACUUGGGGACCCAAUCGACGACCUUGAGCUUCUUCUCACUAAUGGCCGGCUUUCUGAUGACACACGUGCAGCUAUCGCCGCGGCACAGAACGCAGUGCUGGGUCUUGGCAAAGACGCUGCGUUGCAGUACGCCAUCCAGCUAUUCUUCAUGACAAGCGAGUUUCAAGUCAGUAAUGUUCCAAACGGUCUCCAGCGGGCAUUGCCGACAUCUUCAAAGGAGCUCCAGACAAAUGGACCGCUGAAGACACCAAAGACCAUCGUUUAUGUUCAGCUUUCUGGUGGAGCCGAUUCCUUCAACAUGCUCGUGCCACAUUCCCAGUGCAGUGGAAGCGACCUCUACGCUGAGUACAGUGCGAUCCGGAAUGACUUGGCAAUCCCAAAAGACCGCCUUCAUGCAAUAGAUGUACCAGCCGGUUCGCAACCCUGCAACAAGUUUGGAAUGCACCCUAGCCUCGACUUUUUGAGCACCUUGUACAAAGAGAAAGACCUCCUGUGGGUAGCAAACACCGGAAGUCUAGUAGAACCACUGGGCCGGGAUGAAGUAAAGAGCAAGAAAACCCCAAAUAAUAACUUUGCACACAACAUCAUGACAUUGUGGGCUGAGAAAGUCCACACAAACAACAACAGAGCUUUGGGGGUGCUCGGUCGGCUUGCUGAUGCGGUCAGAGGCAGAUUCAAGGCGCACGCCUUCUCUGUUCGACGCACAUCGGCAAUUCAAGAGAACGACCCAGCGAAAUCUCCAUUACCGGAUGUGAUCUCUUCGCAUUCAAUCGAAACUCUCCAAACGAGAAAUUUCUACGACACGAUUGGCAUCCAAGACGCUCUUCAAAAUUUCACAAAUCCAUGCUCCAGCGUGUUCUGCGACCUCUGGUCGUCUGCUUUUCGGCAGGGGAUUAAGCGAACAGAGGAACUGAAGAAGGUUGUGGACGCAAAUCCCUUGAAGGCGGCUGCUAGUGGUUACUGGAAAGAUGACAAGUCACAAAUUGAGAAAUCGUUCCGACAAAUCUCUCGUCUACUUGCCGGCAACGAAGCUCUGGGCAUUGACCGCCUUACCUUCAGUGCGGUGCAACCUCGCUUCGAUGCUCAUUUUGACAAUGAAGCAGAGCUUUCAGAGCCUCUUGCCCUGGUUGACUCCGCAUUGGAAAGCUUUGUUGCUGAAAUGAAAGCACGUGGAAAGUGGAACGAAGUUGUUGUCGUCAUCGGCUCCGAGUUCGGAAGGGCUCUUGUCAGCAAUGGAGAAGGAGGGUGUGACCACGGCUGGGGAGGAAACUAUAUGGUUUUGGGUGGAGCGGUGCAAGGAGGCCAGAUUCUUGGAGAUUUCAUUGACGAUUUCAACCCUGACACAAAUGAGUUGAUGAUGCGUGGUGGUCGGGUCAUCCCAACUACACCGUGGGAGGCUGUUUGGAAUGGUGUAGCAGAAUGGUUUGGUGUCCCGGCUGAUCGGAUGUUGGAUGUGUUACCUCUGAAAGACAACUUCCCAGGUCGCCUCUUUACAGGGGCUGAUAUGUUCAAACCAUCCAGUCUCACGCGCCAUCUACUCAAAGAGCAAGCAUCUGUAGAAAGGAGGGAAAAGACAUGUGAAAUUGACCCUAACUAUAUUGUUUGUGAUGAUCCUCACGUGGACACAAAGGCUGCAGAUGAUGCAUCACCUGAAGAGUCUGCUAAGGAGGGCAGUCCCACCACUGCGCCUACCCCAGCCGUCACAGAUAGCCCCACUACCUUACCAACAGUGGGACCGACACACGAUCAUACAUCGCCACCAACCAACGCACCAACUGAACAUGUCACUGAUGGACCAACCAGAAGUCCGACGUGGUCACCAUCUGUUGCUACAUCGGUAGAAACAUUGUCACCGACGGUUGUCAGUGGAGAGCCCAGUGCUUUCCCCACAACUGGGAUUCCAACCUCAUCACCAACAGAGGAACCAACAAGCAAGCCGUCCCCAUCACCUACAGUUGCUCCCACCUUGGCAACCUUGGCCCCAACCACCGGCCCGACAGAAUCUCCUGCUACCGUUAGGCCAACAAAGUCUCCAACAAAUGCACCCAACACCAAUGCACUCUCACCUUCUACUCCAGCGCCCAGGACGUCAGCAGCUGUUCCUACUACAGGACCCAAAACAGCAGCUCUCGUCAACACGCUGCCAGGAAGCUUUGGAGAUCCCCACAUUCGGGGCUGGAAUGGUGCAACUUGGGAUUUCCAUGGUAGCUGUGAUCUUGUGCUGUUGCAAGACCUGACGUUCCACAACGGACUGGGAUUGACCAUUCAUAUUCGCACACAACUUAAAACUUGGUGGAGCUUUAUCAAGUCUGCAGCCAUCCAGAUUGGUGACGAUGUGUUAGAGGUUCAAGGAGGUGGCAAUCAGAAGAAGGGCAGUCCGCACAGACUCUGGGUGAACGGAGUGGAAGACCCCAAACAAAGGACCGACUUUCGACUGUCGGAGGGACAGCAAGAAUUCUGA
Messenger RNA from Seminavis robusta, 7092 nucleotides. The record is from the annotation of a GenBank genome assembly. Lineage: Eukaryota; Bacillariophyta; Bacillariophyceae; Naviculales; Naviculaceae.